This is a messenger RNA of Rhopalosiphum padi (bird cherry-oat aphid), 4185 nucleotides long. It is a transcript of the gene Dop1R2, whose product is annotated as dopamine receptor 2. Gene Ontology annotation, molecular function: G protein-coupled receptor activity. The coding region runs from base 564 to 1934 and encodes 456 amino acids. NCBI's taxonomy places the organism in Eukaryota, Metazoa, Arthropoda, Insecta, Hemiptera, Aphididae. The record is from RefSeq and is a predicted model, not a curated record. Gene Ontology annotation, cellular component: membrane. The transcript has 5 exons. Gene Ontology annotation, biological process: adenylate cyclase-activating adrenergic receptor signaling pathway.
CUCGGCGCAGUGCGCUCUCGGGCCGCGCGAGUCACGCUCGUUUUCAUACUCGUCCCGGUGCGAGCGGAGCACCAUCGCGCGCGUUCGGGCGGCGGCGGCGGUUUCGCGCCUUUAACUCGCACGCGGCGGCCUGUACGCGGUCGCGGGGUCUCACGGACUGGUCUCGCGCGAGUCAUGACGCGCGCCGGCGGCGGUGGUUCGGUGUCCACGGCCGAGUAGUAGUCAUAGCUCGCCAACGACAGAGUUUUUACUUCGGUGUCCACUCGUGUGUGUGUGUGUGUGUGUGUGUGUGUGUGCGUGUACAAUCGAGUGCGACGAUUUCGUUUACGCGCGGCGGUGGUGACUCUGCUGCAGCUGCGGCGGUGACGGAAGCGUAGGCGGCGGCGACGGAAACGACCAAAAAUAUCGUAUAACAUAUAAGCACGUGUGUAUAUAUAUAUAUACGUAUGUGUGUGUGCGCGCGCGUUGACGAUUUCCCGCUGCUGGAAUAGCGAAUAUCUGUAAAUCGAAGAGCAGCUAACGAUUUCUAACGCGACGCCGAGAGACGACGAAUAGAGACAACUAUGAACUGGACGACAAUGGUCGCGUUGGUAAACGGCACGGCCGACGACUACGAGGACCCGACGGGCACGGAGAAGACGGUCGCUUGCCGAUCGACUUUCGGCGACCGGUUCCCGCUGUCGGCGGUGUUGAUGGUGUUCUGCAUGGUGACCGUGUUCGGUAACUGUCUGGUCAUCAUCGCCGUGGUCCGGGAGCGGUACCUGCACACGGCUACCAACUACUUCAUCACGUCGCUGGCGUUCGCCGACUUCCUGGUCGGGCUGGUGGUGAUGCCGGUGAGCGCCGUGCAGGAGGUGCUCGACCACUACUGGACGUUCGGCAUAAACGCGUGCGACGUCUGGCGGUCGCUGGACGUGCUGUUCAGCACGGCGUCCAUACUGAACCUUUGCGUGAUAUCGCUGGACCGGUACUGGGCCAUCACCGACCCGUUCACGUACCCGACGAAAAUGAGCCGGAAACGGGCGUACCGGCUGAUCGCCGCCGUGUGGGUGUGCAGCGGCGUCAUCAGCUUCCCGGCCAUCAUAUGGUGGCGGCUGGUCCGCACCGAGCCCGUUCCCAGCAACACGUGCCCGUUCACCAACAGCACCGGUUACCUGAUAUUCUCGUCCACCAUAUCGUUUUACGUGCCGCUGCUCGUCAUGGUGUUCACGUACUACAAGAUUUACACGGCGGCCGUCACGCAGACCCGGUGCCAGCGGCUGGGCACCAAAGUGCUGUCGUCCACCCCGUCGUCGGGCGGCGGUUCCGGUGGCGGAAGCGGCGGCGGCGGCGGUGGCGGUUCCGGUGGCGGAGGCGGAGGAGCCGGCGGCGGUCGGAUGGAGCUCACGCUGCGAAUACACCGGGGCGGCGGCACGACCACGUCGGCGUCGGCCGCGCACGGCGGCGGUAGCGGAGGCUACACGCGAGCCCACCAGCUGCAGAAAAACUUCUCGCUGAGCCGGAAGCUGAGCAAGCUGUCCCGCGAGAAGAAGGCGGCCAAGACGCUGGGCAUCGUCAUGGGCGUGUUCAUCGUCUGCUGGCUGCCGUUCUUCGUCGUCAACCUGCUGUCCGGGUUCUGCGACGAGAGCUGCGUGUUCAAGGACCAACUGCUAUCGUCCGUGGUCGCCUGGCUCGGGUGGAUCAACAGCGGCAUGAACCCCGUGAUCUAUGCCUGUUGGAGCAGAGACUUUCGCAGGGCAUAUGGUCGAAUAUUGUGUGUAUGCUGUCCUAGAAAGGUACGAAGAAAAUAUAGAAGACCGCUACGCUACAGGUCCAGUCAAGAGAUGUCAACGCGGAACAAAAUAAACACACAGUACAUGGGAGCAUCCAUGGUAUUAGCUCCGGCCACGGUCACAUACGCUACUGUCAAUCAACAAGACAUGUUCAACAUCUGAAACGAUCUUAAAAACUUAAAAUAGUUGAGUGGGCGGGCGUGAAAACGCCAAAAUGGAAGAUUCGCAUCGAGAUAUCAAUCAUAUAAGUAUAAUGUUGUGUUGUUGUUAUUUUUUUCAUUUUUUUUUUUUUGUAUCUUCUAUAAGACCUGAGUCGUAUGAUUGGCUACACGAUAAAUAUAUACUAUUGUUCCAAUGAUAUUUUUUAAUCAGGUCUUUUACAAAGACUUUUCGAUGGACAACGAUCUAUCCCGUGAAAAGAUCGAGACAGCACCGUUGACGGUAUGAAAUAUAAUAAUAAGUUUUCAUUGGUCUUCAAUCACCUCUUUACCUCAUCCUCCUAUUUUUUUUUUAAUUUGACAUUAUUAUACACUAGUUGAAUAAAAUAAUAAAUGCUCACUUUGAUGUCCUCCAUUAUGUUAUUCAUUAUUAUUAUUGAAAUAUUGUUACUAUUUUUUAAGUUACGAAUAUUAGAAUAGAUUACUAUUAUACAAUAUAGACUAACUAAAUAUAUAUGUUUACCUUUUCAAUCAUAUCACGCGCGUGUAAGGAUAAACAUUGUAUAAAUGGUAUUUUACCUAUGACCAUAACAUUAAAUUUCCCCCUUGUUUUAUUUUUUUUCUCAAAAAUGUAUUCCAAAAUAUAUUUUAAUAAUAUAUUGUAUUUAUAAUGUAAAAAGUUUUUAAAAAUAUGUUGUAAGUACUAAUUUAAAAUUCAUUGUUACAGGGAUUUAUCCAAGUUUUUCAAUACUGUUCAAUUUUUUAAUAUCUGUAAAAAAAAAAAACAAAAUAAUUUACAGUUCAAUUUUAAUGCCAUACAGUUAUAAAAACUAACUUUAUAAGAUUUCAUCCGUCUCCAAUAAAAAUUUAGUAAAUUAUAAUAUAAAAAUAUAACUGAGUGAAAAUAUUUUAAUAACUGUGAUAGAAAAAUCUUCUUAUACUUUAAAAACUUGCCAUUUACCACAUUUAUUACAAUUUAUUGUUAUUUACUAUUAAGGUAAUACGAUAUGUUAUUAUUGUUAUUAAAUUACUAUCAAUAAACUAAUUACUAACUCUAUUUUUCUGAUACCUAUUUAAAAUUUAAUAAUUUAAUUUUUAAUAAUUUUUCUCAUAAACAAAAUAAUAUAUUUUUAUGAUUUAAAACACUGAGUUAUUUAAAUUUAAAUUAAAUACAUGUAAUUAAUAAAUAAAACGUGGAAGUAUACCUAUAAUAGAAGUAUUUCAAGUAAUUACUUACAAAUCAUAUAUACCAGCAAGCUUUGGAGACGGAUUCCGAUUUAAAAUUAAGAUCAAAAAGUAAGUUACAGUCAUAACUAUGAUGCUUUAGACUUAAAUUCCAAUCUCGUAAAAUACAACUAAAAAGUACAAAUAUUGAUAAAAUUUUAAUUUUGGUGUUUAAAAAUACAGAAGUACUGGAUAAAUCUCUGGUAUUGAUUAUAAGCUUUUGUAUUAAAAACGAAAGCAUUAUACUACUCUAUACCUAUACAUAUAACUGUAUAAGAUUUAUGAAACAAAACAUUGCUUUUUCAAUAUAUUUUUUUAUGAUUUACAGAUACGUACAUUAAUAAUUUUAACCCGAUAAUAUCUGUGUUUUAUUUUUUUUUAAUCAAAUCAUUCAGGCGAUCGUUCUAUUCCCACAGAAAAAUGUUUAAUGGAUUAGCAAUAAUUGUGUAAAAAUUAAUUAUCUACGUAGCAAAAAUCUUAUAAUCCGUUGUAUUAUUUUAACUACUUACUUAUAUAAUAUUAUGCAACAAUAUCAAAGAAUAACAUACUAUUGAAAUCAUUGAAACAUUUAAAUCCAUACUCAGUAUUAUUUUAUUUUUAAAUAGUUAAUUUGAAAUUAUAUCGUAUAAUCAAUAAUCAUACAGUUAUUAUUUGUUAUUUUUUACUUUACCCAAAACAGACUUUAAUCAAUAACUCAUAACUCAUAACUUAACUUAGUGUAUUUAAUUAUAUUAUAAUAUAACUAGAUUUUUGAGUUUUUAACGAUAGAGACAUUUUUAAAUUUAUAGAUAAUUAUUAUACUAGUUAAUAAUGAAUAUGAUUUAUUUAAAACAAAUUGAUUUAAUAAUAAAAAAAAACAAUUUUUAUGGUUGUAUUAUCUAUGUAAUAUUUUUUUCAUGGUGUAUUUCAACAAUAUGUGUAGAGAAACAUUCAUUACUUCUCUUGAAAUCUAGUCAUAUUUUUACCAAUAAAUUACCAAAUUUAUAUUGUUACUCUGUUUUUAUCAAUAUAAAGUAAUUGCAUGCAUGUGU